CUUUGUUGCGUCCUUCUUGCCUUUUCUCUUUGCCUUCUUUCCAGUAGCCAUUUUCGUUAUUUCCGUUGAAUCAAGUGAGACACAAUAAAUGAAGUUGUGGUUCGGCGGCCUCUGACUUGUUGUUCCACUCUCUGCUAGCUCCCGUUUUCUCCCGCUCGUCACUCGUUCUUCACUUGUUAUGCCGCCCCUGCUUAUAGCAAAGCAGUUCCUUACGUGCUGCCGGUAGAUGAUAAUAGGAAGUAACAUAGCAUGUCACGACUCAUGCCAGCACUGACAGCAGAAAACGUGCCCUUUCCCUCCUGCCCCAAAUCCUCGCCUCAAGGCCCAGCCAACCCAGCCCCAGACAGGUGAAACUACACCGUCCAUCCCUCAAGGCCAUCACUCCCUUCCUAAUGGCGCACCAAAAAACACCCCUGAACCCAGCCUCCUUCACACCUCUCCCCUUGUACUCAUGAAAUGAGAGGUACCCUUGCACCUACAAACCCCUCCCCUACCACACAUAACCUUUACCCCAUCAUCCACCCAUCUCCACUUCUCUCAAAUUCCAAAUCACACGGACACAAGCCCACACAAACCCACCUUGCCGUGUUUCAUCAAUCGAGAAAUAAAUAA
Messenger RNA from Periconia digitata, 612 nucleotides. The record is from the annotation of a GenBank genome assembly. Lineage: Eukaryota; Fungi; Ascomycota; Dothideomycetes; Pleosporales; Periconiaceae.